CGAAGGACUGUAUCAGAAAUGGCGCUUCUACAAUUACGAAUAUCCAUUGUGGAUAAAAAUGUUACGAAAACGAUGGGAUUUGACAUUUCGACGACCGUGUAUGAUGCCUGUCGAAUGAUCCGUGAGAAAGUCGAUGAGGCCAAUAUGGGCGAACCGAAAGAUUAUGGUCUCUUCCUAGCAGAUGAGGAUAUAAAAAAAGGGUUUUGGCUUGAGCCUGGAAGGGAUUUCGGGUACUACAUGUUAAAAAAAGAUGAACUCUUGGAAUAUAAGAGAAAGUUUAGAACACUGAAGGUAAGGAUGUUGGAUGGGACAGUAAAAACCAUGCUUGUGGAUGACAGCCAACCUGUAUCAAAACUCAUGGUUGUAAUAUGCACCAAACUAGGUAUAACAAAUUAUGAUGAAUACAGCUUAGUAUUUGAAACACCAGAAGAUGAACUUGAGAAUAAACCAAAUUAUGGGACGUUGACAUUGAAAAGGAAAAAGGAAGAAAAAGAAAGAGAUGCAAAAAUGGACCAACUGAGGAAGAAAAUUAAAACUGAUGAUGAAGUGAACUGGGUCGACAAUAGCCUGACAUUAAGACAGCAAGGUAUAGGCGAAGGUCAAACGGUUUUGUUAAGGAGGAAAUUCUUUUUCUCUGAUCAAAACAUCGAUUCUCGCGAUCCCGUGCAGCUGAACCUUCUUUACGUUCAAGCAAGAGAUGCUAUCAUCAAUUCUACUCAUCCGGUCACUCAACAGUUAGCUUGUGAAUUUGCAGGGAUACAGUGUCACAUUCAGUUCGGAAGCUAUAAUGAAUCAAAACAUAAGCCUCCAUUCCUUGAUCUGAAAGAAUUUUUGCCACAGUCAUACAUUAAAGUGAAAGGCAUUGAAAAGAAAAUCUUCCAAGAACAUGCCAAACAUAUCGGAUCAUCAGAACUAGAUGCUAAAGUUCUUUAUACAAAGAAUGCUAGGUCAUUACCAACCUAUGGGGUUACAUUUUUUCUUGUAAAGGAAAAGAUGAAAGGAAAAAACAAAUUGGUCCCACGUCUCCUUGGUGUUACAAAGGAUUCUGUCCUCCGAUUGGAUGAAUACACAAAAGAAAUUAUGAAAACAUAUCCGUUGACUACGGUUCGUAGGUGGUGUGCCUCUCCGAACACGUUCACACUCGACUUUGGGGAUUAUUCUGAUAACUAUUACUCAGUACAGACAACUGAGGGGGAGCAAAUCGUCCAGUUGAUCUCAGGAUAUAUAGAUAUCAUUUUGAAAAAGAAACAAGCUAAAGAUCAUUUUGGAAUAGAAGGCGAUGAGGGAUCUACUAUGGUCGAAGACAGUGUUUCUCCAUUAAAGGCUACAAUCCUUCAACAGCACGAGACGAGCCGUGUUUCAAAAGUCAACACGGAAUCCGUCGCAAAACCGGCAAUAAUGCGAGCGGCAGAUGGUGCUAAACCUUAUGGGAUAGGUCAUGUUGGUGGGGCUCAAUAUACAACUGUGGGCGGUCAGGUCAACUACGGCCACAGGGCUCCUCCGGUGCAACAACAACAAAUCACAAAUGUUUUGUCUGAACCACAACGUGCUUUACUCAGUACAAUUACUUUGGGACAACAAGUCAUUACCACUGUGGAACGGGAACUGCUCACACGAACAGAACUUCCUGAACUUGGAAAUGAUGCAGCUUCCUUGAAAUGGAAAGAAACUACUGUGGAUACAAACAAACAGAAUGUCAGCUCUCAAAUUGCUGCUAUGAAUGCAGCUACAGCCCAAGUUGUCACACUAACUUCAGGUUCAGCAGAUGAAGUUGACCAUACUGCAGUAGGUGCUGCAAUCACAACAAUUACAACUGGAUUGCCAGAAGUAUCUAGGGGAGUGAGAAUGAUAGCUGCGCUUGUUGACGACGCCAGUGGUGAUAAACUUCUUGAUGCAACCCGAAAACUCUGCUUUGCAUUUACAGAUUUGCUCAAGGCAGCCGAGCCUUCAACUAAAGAGCCCCGUCAGAGUUUGCUUAACGCUGCGUCUAAAGUCGGUGAAGCGUCUCACAAGGUUCUCAAUGAGAUUCAUGAAGAAGAUGAGACCAUUCGAGAUGCUCAGGAUACUUUAUUAGGACUUGGAAAAGCUGUUGCAAACAAAGCAGCUGCUUUGGUACUCCGCGGUAAAAGUGUCGCUUCGACUUUAGACCAACCAGAUCAAAACAGAGCGAUCGGAGUUGCUACUCAGUGUGCUCUAACAACGUCGCAACUUGUUGCUUGUGCUAAGGUGGUAGCACCGACCAUCCAGAGUCCACCGUGUCAGCAGCAGUUGGAGGCUGCCGUGAAAGAGGUUGCAAACGCCGUCGAAUCUUUGGUAACUGUAUGCAAUGAAUCGUGCACUGAUCAGAUUUUACUCAGCCAACUUGGUGAAGCUGCUUCAGAUGUUACAACCACACUCAACCAUCUUUUGAACCACAUAAAACAAGUAAGCGGUAAUAAAGAAAGGGAAACUGUAGAAAGUACAUCCGUUGAGAGAAUUUUAAUUACUUCUGAAAGAGUUCUCGAAGCGAGUGGAGAUCCAGGCGAGAUGGUGAAACAAGCUAGACUCUUGGGACAAGCCACAGCACAGUUGGUUCAAAGCAUUAAAGAAGAAGCUGAGAAUCAAGAAAGUGGAAGUUUACAUCGUAGGCUUCUUGCUGCAGCAAAACUUUUAGCAGAAGCUACUGCUCGCAUGGUUGAAGCUGCAAGAGCAUGUGCAUCCAAUCCCCACGAUAUUAAUAAUCAGAUGCAUCUGAAACGAACUGUAGAAGACCUCAGAGCAGCUACAACGACCGUUGCGACCCCAACUAUUAGAAAACGACUUAUUUCCAGUCUAGAGGUCGCAGCAAAACAAGCAGCAAGUGCUGCAAAUCAAUGCAUCUCUUCAAGCCGAGGAGCAGAAAAAUACAACACUAACAGACAGUCACAGAAUCAACUGGAACAUGAUUGUGUCAAUGUAUCUAACCACAUUCCUGGGUUAAUUCAAGGAGUUAAAAUUUCAGCGAAAAAUCCUGACAAUCCAUCAGCACAGCUUAAUCUUAUAACAGUCAGCCAGCAAUUUUUACAGCCCGCAAAUAAACUGGUAACAUCAGCAAGAUCCAUCCUUCCGACCGUCACUGACCCUUCAACUUCAUUACAACUCAGUAAUACGAGUAAAAAUCUUGGUGCUGCUGUGGCUGAGUUAAGAGCGUGUGCAUUGAGAGCCAAUGAUGCUUGCGGUUCUGCACUUGAAAUUCAAGCGGCGCAAGAUUCAAUUAAGAAAAUCCAGUAUGUUGUUCAGGAAUUGAUGUCGUCGCCAAACAAACAACGUCUUCUUCCCGGUGAAACGCCUGAAUCGGCUUGUCGAGAUUUGAACAACACAAGUAAAGCGGUUGCACGAAGUGUAUCAAACCUGGUGAAAGCAGCAACCCAAGGCGAAGAAAAUUACACAGCAAAUACAACUACAGAAACAGUCCACGCACUUUCCGACCUUGUGAAUUCCGUUCGAGCGGUCAGCGCUACAAUGCCAUCUUCAAACGUCCAACAACAACUCUUCGAGCAUACUGAAGAAGUUGUUUUGUGCUCAUAUCUUGUAGUUCAAGAAGCUCAAAAAACAUUGCAAGAGCCUAAAAAUGCAGAUAAUUUACAACUUGCGGCCAAAAGAGUUACAAACGCUUUGGGAGAGUGCAUCAACUGUCUUCCUGGUCACAAAGAUGUGGACCAAGCCAUAUCUAACAUCGAAUCAAGGCAAAUGCAAAUCGAAAGAGGAGAAUUCCCAAGGACAAACAAAUCAUUUUCUGAACUUCAACAACAAAUUGAUGUCAAAGCUGAGAAAGUCAAUGUCGCUAGUAGCAACGUAGUUUCAGCAGUUUGUUCUCCUGUAAAAUUAGCAACAUCUGCUCAUGAGUUGGAUUCGGCAGUAUCAGAGUUAACACAUGUAGGAUUGGAAAUGGCUGGUCAAACAAAAGAAGUAGAUGUAAAACACAACCUUGUCGUUUCACUGAAAAAUAUCACUAUAGUGUCUUCCAAGCUUUUAAUGACUGCCAAAACAGUCUCAGCAGAUCCAAAUUCACCAAAUGCACACAACCGCCUCACUUCUGCUGCUAGAGGUGUUACGGAGUGCAUUAACAGAUUGGUGGAUGUUUGCACUUCAGCCACUCCAGGACAAAAGGAUUGCGACAAUACGAUAAGAAGUAUAGAAAGUAUGCGUCCUCUGCUCGAUCAGAUCGUCCACCCUGUUAACAAUCAAAGCUAUUUUGAAUCGUUAGAUAUGGUUACGGAAAGCAGCAAAGCUCUUGGAAAUGCGAUGACUGGAACUGCAAACCAUGCGAGGGACUCGCAAUACACUCAUUUCGGAGAGUCGGUGAAAGAUGUCGGAAACUCUGUCUGCAAUCUUGUCGAAGCCGCUGCUCAAGCAGCGUAUUUAAUCGCCGUCUCUCAGCCAGGAAGCAAGGCUGGAACUAUUGGACUUGUAGAUCAGGCCUUGUUUUCUAGAGCUUUGACGGAUAUCAGCGCUGCUUGUGCCACACUUUGCAAUAACAAAUCAGGAAGAAAUGAGAUAAUGGCUGCAACAACUGAGAUAGCCAAACACACAAGUGCUUUAUGCCAUGCUUGUCGCGUUGCAUCUUGCAAUGCAACAAAUGCUCUUGCUAAAAAAUUGUUUGUCCAAAGUGCCAAAGAUGUCGCCAACUCAACUGGAAACCUUGUUAAAGAAAUUAAAGCUUUAGAUAUAAAUAUGGCAUCAGAUAAUAAAGUUGACAACAGGAAAGCUUGUGCUGCUGCUACAAAACCAGUUCUCGAAGCCGUUGAAUCACUUGUGGCUUAUGCCUCUUCGCCUGAAUUUGCUGGCGAACCAGCAGUUAUAACUCCGUCGGCACGUGCUGCCCAAUUGCCUGUUGUUAACGCAGGAAAAGAUAUUAUUCAGGCAUCUUGUGACAUGGUCAGGGCGGCACGAUCACUUGUUAUCACGCCUAAAGAUCCUCCGACUUGGAAAUUACUUGCAACCCACAGUAAAAGUGUUUCUGACUCUAUUAAAAAACUUGCAAGCUCGAUAAGGGAUAAAGCUCCAGGUCAAGAACAGUGUGAUAUCGCUAUACAGAAACUGACGGAGCAGAUUAGAGAGUUAGACCAAGUUUCCUUAAUGGCAGUUUCAUCUGGCUUAGAACCCAGCAAGGGUGCUUAUAGCCGUAGUUAUAUUAGCGUUGUACAAAAUUCACUUGCUGAAAUGCUAGAAUGUGUGGAUCCUUUAAGAAUGGCUGCUAAGGAAGAAGCAGAAAACAUUGGACAUAAUGUGAACAACCUGGUAGCCUAUGUUGAACCGUUGGUGUCAAAAUCGAUAGCUAUAGCGUCAAACAUGGCCCACAGCAAACAGCAGAUGCAUUUGCUAGAUCAAGUCAAAUCUGUAGCAGAGGCCACAUUGCAAUUAGUCAUUGUCACCAAAGAAAGCGGAGGAGACCCAAAGAAAAAACAUCCAGAACUUGAUGAAAUUUCCGAAGGCUGCAAAGAAACAAUGAUGGAAUUGUCAGAUACAUUGGAAAAAUUUGCAACACAGGAAGAUUUAACCUCGAGUGUUAUCGACUCAAUAACGAGAGCAAUGUCUCGUCUUAAUGACACCACUGCAUCACACCAUAGAUCCUCGCUAGUCUUUGAAAGCGGUGACAGCUAUGUUGAUUAUCAAACAAGAAUGGUGAACGAAGCAAAAGAAAUUGCUCGUAUCGCUCAAGAAAUGGUUAUUAAGCGUCAGGGUGGAAAAUUGUCUUCCGAUAUAUCUCAACACUACAAUAAACUCGCUUCCGAUACUGCAGGUGCAAGAAUCACUUCAAAUAAUAUAGAAGUAGCUUCAAGGAUCACAACAGGAGUCCUUCAAUUAGGAACCGCAAUUAGCAGUUUUGUAACGGCUGCUGCAAACUGUCACAGUCGAGAUGACAUAUCUGUGAGGAAUCUUACAGAAUCUGGAAGAGAUGUGUCUGAGAAGGUGGCUCAGGUAUUGUCAGCAUUGCAAGCUGGUUCAAGAGGAACACAAGCCUGUAUCAAUGCCGCAAGCACUGUCAGCGGUAUUAUCGGAGAUCUCGACACUACGAUUAUGUUUGCCACAGCAGGCACGCUGAAUGCGGAAAGCGAAGAAGACACAUUUGCGGACCACCGAGAGAACAUUCUUAAAACGGCCAAGGCUUUGGUUGAAGACACGAAAACUCUUGUCGCAGGUGCUGCAUCAUCUCAAGAACAGUUGGCGGUCGCUGCACAAAAUGCCGUCUCCACUAUUAUUCAAUUGGCCGAGGUGGUUAAAUUUGGUGCCGCUUCUCUUGGCAGUAACAAUCCAGAAGCACAGGUAAUGCUGAUAAACGCGGUUAAAGAUGUAGCUUCUGCUCUCGGCGAUUUAAUUCAUGCUACGAAAGCAGCAUCGGGAAAAUCGAUUAAUGAUCCGUCAAUGACUCACCUAAAGGAUUCGGCCAAAGUAAUGGUGACAAAUGUUACUUCAUUGCUCAAAACCGUGAAGGCCGUUGAAGAUGAGCAUACAAGAGGAACAAGAGCUUUGGAAUCAACAAUUGAAGUUAUUUCUCAAGAGAUUAGGGCCCUCUACUCAACUGAGCAUAGCAAUAUUCCUGGCAGCCCAGAAAUGUUGGUAAGAUGCACCAAGCCCAUAACACUUGCAACAGCACGUGCAGUGGCAGCAGGAAAUAGUUGUAAACAGGAGGAUAUUAUCGUCGCAGCAAAUAUGGGUCGUAAAGCGAUUUCAGACAUGUUGACGGUCUGUAAGCGAGCUGCUCAAAGUGCUGAAACGAAUGACUUGAAGGAAAAAUGUCUGCAGAGUGGCCAGCAACUCGCCGAAGAAUAUAGAACAUUAUUAGAGUCUGUCCAGUCUGUAGUUAUGAAAUCAGGCUCGGAUAAAACUCAGCUGACAAUCAUUUCAAGAAGGAUCGCACAGUACGUUACAGAAUUAGUAUCCAUUGCUGAACAAUUGAAAGGUUCUGACUGGGCAGACCCAGACGAUCCCACAGUCAUAGCAGAAAAUGAGCUAUUAGGUGCUGCUGCUUCAAUCGACGCUGCUGCUAAAAAAUUAGCAAGUCUAAGGCCAAGAAAAUCAAUCAGCCAUGAAACUGAUGAUUCGUUGAAUUUUGAUGAGAUGAUACUAGAAGCGGCGAAAUCAAUAGCCGCUGCUACAUCAGCUCUGGUAAAAGCCGCAUCCUCAGCACAACGGGAAUUAAUCGAUGCUGGAAAGGUCAGUCGAAGACCUUUGACAAGUUCUGAUGAUGGUCAAUGGUCUGAAGGUUUGGUAUCGGCUGCCAGAUUUGUCGCAGCAGCUACUCACUCUCUGGUCGAUUCAGCGAACUGUUUGGUGCAAGGAAUCAGUUCCGAAGAAAAGCUUGUAUCUUCAGCUAAACAAGUAGCCUCAUGGACAGCACACCUUCUUGUCGCCUGUAAAGUCAAAGCCGAUCCAAACAGUGACACAACAAAACGCUUACAGAAUGCUGGUAAUGCGGUUAAGAGAGCGACGGAUAAUCUGGUUAAAGCUGCUCAACAAGCAAUUCAGCAAGAAGAAGAAAGGAGUUUGGUACUAAAUAAAAAAAUGGUCGGUGGAAUAGCACAAGAAAUUAAUGCGAGAUCUGAAGUGCUCCGGAUAGAAAGGGAACUCGAAGAAGCGAGAGGACGCCUCACAGCAAUACGACAGGCGAAAUACAAGAAAAAAGGUGGUGAUAGUGAUUCUGAAGUUUACGACACGAGGACAUAGAGAGAUCUUCUAGUUUUGGCCUCACAAACCAGUCAUCAACUGCCGGGAUUGAAGCUCUAUUUGUUCCAAAGUGUGACGGGGCACAUUUUUCAUGGUCGUAUUAGGUGGAAAAGAGAUCAAAACAAUUGUCGGUUUAUUUGUCUAAUUAAAAAAUUCAGUGCUGUUUUCGGUUUGUGGGUUUGGGGAUAAAAGAUUGUUUCAAACUGUUUAACAUGUCUAGUCAUUCAAAGUCAAUUUUAUGUAUACAGGGUUGAAGAUUAUUCUUCGCAGUCUAUCAAUUCUUCAAUGAACGCUACCCAUGGCUCUUAUGGCGGCAGUGGGCUAGAUUCUGUGGCAAAUUCUUCAAUGAACACAACCCACGGCUCUUAUUACGGUGGAAACGGGCUUGAUUCUGCACCAAACACACCGCAGACCCCUGAGAGGAUGUAUGUCAGUUCAACGGAGACCAAGUCUAAGGUGUACCAACCGAGUUUGUACAGCUCCUCUCGAGGUCAGGACUUUCCGCCUCCUCCACCGCCUCCUCUUGAAAUAACAUCAUUUUCAAAUGCAUUUGCCACUAACAAUUAUUCAAAUUCAUACCCUGACAUGGAGUACAUGAACGGAAGCUCUAUCCAACACAAAACGAUGAGAACUUUACAAUCUACUAUCACAUCAUCCAGGUCGUAUCGAGUCACAGAAAGUUGAUUUUGUCAAAGC
This is a messenger RNA of Cimex lectularius (bed bug), 8382 nucleotides long. RefSeq names its product talin-1 (gene rhea). Gene Ontology annotation, cellular component: focal adhesion; plasma membrane; ruffle. Lineage: Eukaryota; Metazoa; Arthropoda; Insecta; Hemiptera; Cimicidae. Gene Ontology annotation, biological process: cell-cell adhesion. Gene Ontology annotation, molecular function: integrin binding; structural constituent of cytoskeleton; actin filament binding. The record is from RefSeq and is a predicted model, not a curated record. The coding region runs from base 19 to 7686 and encodes 2555 amino acids. The transcript has 41 exons.